Molecule: messenger RNA, 734 nt
Organism: Aspergillus neoniger CBS 115656
Lineage: Eukaryota; Fungi; Ascomycota; Eurotiomycetes; Eurotiales; Aspergillaceae
Product: hydrophobin family protein
Exons: 3
Coding region: 130-498 (122 amino acids)
Cellular component (GO): fungal-type cell wall
Molecular function (GO): structural constituent of cell wall
Source: RefSeq, a predicted model, not a curated record
UCCCCUGCUAAAAUUAUCAUUCAUCAUCAACCAUUCACUCGCUCAUCAAAGCAAUCCUUCUCUGUCUCUCUCUCUGAACACUCGUUUCUAUACAAGAACACUCGUUCAAUCUUCCAACUACCUUUCAAAAUGAAGUUCGCUGUCGCUGCUAUCCUUGGCUUCGCCAUGACUGCCGUUGCUAUCCCGGCCGCUAAGGGAAGCCAGAAGAAGCUGUCCAUCGACGACGCUUCCGGCCAAUGCUCGAUUGGGGACAUCUACUGCUGCAAUCCCAGCAACAGUGAGGACACUGACGGUCUUCUGAACAAUGCACUCGAGGAGGGUCUUCUUAUUGGAAGUCUCGUCAAUGGCAAGGGAUCUGCCUGUGCUCCCACUUCGCUCAUUGGGAAUCUCAACCUGCUUGCCUUUUUCGAAGAGGGACAGGAUGACGAUAAGUCCUACUGCAAAAACACCAUCGCCUGCUGCCCCAACGGAAGCUGCGCAGCCCUUGACGGAUACUAGAGGGAUGCUUAAUCAGCCCCACUGGCCUCGUGCAGAUGACGCAGGUUCAACGGCAUCAAUUUGCUUGGGAUCAAGCUUCGUGGAGCUUUCAUAUCAGCUCCAUCUGCUAAUUGAUUUCGUGUUAAUGGCCCAGGCAUCCAAGUCCUUGGUCGGCCCAUGUACUUUUGGAUUUUGUGUCUUUUUAGACUAGAGUUUAGCUUAGCUUAGUAAAAAGAAAGGGUUUCGUCCGUUUCGCA